AUGGGCCAAAGCGCUUCAUCAGGUAGUAGGGAUCUGGAUAGUUCCAGAUACUUCUCUUCUGAACGAGAAAUGAUUCGUUUUUAUAAUACUUUUGCAGUCAAGCAAUUAACGGCCCCAGAGUUAGUGUCAUUUAAGGGUAAUAUCGGCGGGAAAGCGCUAGAUGACGCAGUUACGUGCCCCACAAUGCUGAAUUUACUGCGUAUAUCUACGAAAAAUGAGAUUCUGGCUAAUCUACUUUUCAAUUGUUUCCGCACACUUUCCAAUUUCCCACUCAUAAAGGACUCCUACGAUGACAUAACAUAUAUCGGGCUACUAAAGAGUUGCUUACUUUUGCAUAGGCAAAGGUGCUUGAAAUAUGUUGGAAACAAGGCUUACAAUCAGGUUAAACUUAUAUUUGUCUCUUUAGCAAUGAACAAAUCGGUCAAAGAAGUGCCUUCCUCACCGAACCCUGCUACGGCACUGGACUCAAAAAAAAUCAUCAAAGAUUUCGACAAUGUUGAUGUGGAAGACCUUGGAGUUCCUGCAGAAUCCAUGUUGCAGCUGCUUACUUUGCUACUACGUAUAUCAAAAAGUUGUGCUACGUCGAACUGCAAGUUUGAAUCUGAUGUAGACACUAAUUGGGACUCGUUUAAGCCAUACGCACUGAACUUACUCCGCACAAUGAAUUCAGAAAUAACAAACUCUCAGGAUGCCGCAAGACAUGUGAUUACGUUCGAUCAAUUUGAGAAUACUGUUACAACGGUUUCCCCGAAUCUUCUUAAUAUUCUCGAGUGUUUGAUGGAGCACCUUUUAUUCUUAGAUCGCGAUUUGGUCGAGCCGCAGGCUACAAUGCCGGCAACAAUAAGCUCAAAAUUAGUUAAUGAUCCUUUUCUCGCACAGCUAGCAACUAUUUUACCCAAGGAGCUCGUGUACUCGAAAAUGCAAAAGCUUUACGUUGGACGAGAAAGUGGGUUCUCCAUGCGAUCAUUCCAAUCAAAGGCAUUCAAAUGGAUGGCACCUUCGAUUUUGAUAAUAAGUGGGAUGCGUAUUGUCAACGACACUGAAUAUGCCAUGGAUAAAAAUCCACGCUACGGAAAGUUUUUGGAGGAAUAUCCUCGUCUGAAAGAUAACGAUCAGCAAUUAAUUGCAUCUCACACAGGGAAACGAAAAUUUACAUUUGCUGUAUACAUUGAUGAGCCAUGGAAAGUGACGAAUAAAGAAAUGUUUGGAAAUCUGAAGACUACCAUUGUUCAGUUAUCCCCAACACAAGAGCUUUUCAAAGCGGUAAGACCGGAAAACGUUUACUUUAACACCGUUGGGGGAGGAAUCGGCAUAGGUUGCAAGCAACCAGUGGUGAAAUCCUCAAGCAAAAAGUAUGUCCCAGGAAAUGUGUCACUGACGAUAGACGCUAGUCUUGAAUUUGGAGUUUUCCGCCACGUUGGCCAUGGUGGCACCAUCAACCCAGGAGAGCUACUUGCCAAGCAAAGAGAGGAUAAUAUUACAUUUGAACACCGUUUUUUGAUUCAGGAUGUAGAAGUUUGGGGAUGUGGCGGUCAGAAAGAACUUGAAGAACAGAUCAAAAACUGGGAAUGGGAAGAAGCAGAGGCUAAAAGAAGACAAAGAAUAAAUCUUCAAAGUUUGAAUGAAGACAGGGCAUUAUUAGAACUUGCAGGUCUUGUCGGUCAAAGUCAAAGUGGUGGUUCAGUUUGA
Messenger RNA from Lachancea fermentati, 1689 nucleotides. The record is from the annotation of a GenBank genome assembly. NCBI's taxonomy places the organism in Eukaryota, Fungi, Ascomycota, Saccharomycetes, Saccharomycetales, Saccharomycetaceae.